Molecule: messenger RNA, 1543 nt
Organism: Diabrotica balteata
Lineage: Eukaryota; Metazoa; Arthropoda; Insecta; Coleoptera; Chrysomelidae
Source: the annotation of a GenBank genome assembly
CAAUGACAUACAUAGAUUCUUAACAUUCAUACGUUCUCACAAUGCGAACUCUUACGGUCUGUGUUUUUUCGUUAUUGGCAAUUUUUGUGUCUGGUACAGGCCUGAAAGAAGAAUUUACUUGGCACAGGAUCACCUACGCUUGGCCCGGUCGAGGUCAAGGUAUCAAUGGACCUCGUAAUAGAGUGCAAAGGUACGCUGGGGGUAGUAGCAGUCCUAUAAUAUACGAGGAUCCUAAUUUGCCCAACAGCGGAUGGAAUCCCUCGGAAGGAAUCGAUUACAAUCAUGUGACGAACAUUCCUAUGGGUGCCAACGUAUGGAGAAACAAACUUUUCAUCACAGUUCCUAGAAGACGACUAGGAGUGCCAUCUACAUUAAACUAUGUGCCAUUGGAUAGUCCAAGUAGACACAACGUUCCGCUAAUUCCCUACCCAGAUUGGGACACAAAUAUAUAUCCCGAUCCUAAAAACAGCGGUGAUAAUUUUGUGUCAGUCUACAGAGUAGCAGUGGAUCCCUGUGAUAGGUUGUGGUUUGUAGAUACUGGACUGGUUGAAGUUCUUGGAAAUGUCAGUCGCGUACGGCCUACCACUUUAGUAAUAAUGGAUUUAACUACUGAUAAAAUAAUUCGGUCAUUCCGCAUCCCUGAUGACCAAAUACGGCCAACUAGUGGAUUAGCUAGUCUAACUGUAGAUGUAACUAAAGACACUUGUGAUGAUGCCUAUGCGUAUAUACCUGAUUUAGGUGGAUAUGGACUUAUCGUCUACAGCCUAAGGGAAGACAGGUCUUGGAGAAUAACCCACAACUAUUUCUACUUGGAACCUCUUGCUGGAGAGUUCCAUAUUUCCGGCCACCGUUUUCAAUGGAACGACGGUAUAUUCAGUGUUGAACUAACUAAAGUUAAACCAGAUGGAAAUAGGGACUUGUAUUUCCAUUCCAUGGCAGGAACUCACAUGUAUCGAGUACCGACUAAUAUUGUAAAGAACCAUACAUUAGCUACGAGAUCGUAUCAUGGGGAUGAUUUUAUGAAUCUUGGAGAUCGAGGAGCCGGAUCUCAGACUUCUUCUGCAGAUAUCCACAAACCCACAAGUAUUAUGUUCCUAGGUUUAGUCAACCAAAAUGCCUUAGGUUGUUGGAACAUCAACAAACCAUUAAAUACCAUUUCUGUAGUACAGAAAGAUGACGCUAAGAUGAUCUAUCCUUGUGAUGUAAAAGUAAGCAACGACAAAGUCUACGUCUUGACUAACACCAUGCCAGAAUUUUUGUACGGAGCUCUGAACUAUGACCAAAUUAACUUUAGGGUCUGGUCGAACACUAUAAGCAAUGCAGUAGCAGGAACUCAAUGUGCGAGUGGGGACAGCGCACCCAUUACUUAUGCCGGUCCUGCCAACUAUGCCCAAGCUGGAUCAUAUGCAGGAACGAAGUCAAGAGGACCGUUCAGAGGAUAUUAGCGGAUUUAUUGAUAUUUAAGAAUAUGUGACUGUACUUUUAUAGAUGUUUGUAAUUUUUAGAUGAAAAAGAAAAAAAUAAAAUAAAUUUAAGAAUAUAA